Aspergillus udagawae is the source of this 1509-nucleotide messenger RNA. RefSeq lists its product as uncharacterized. Gene Ontology annotation, biological process: transmembrane transport. The transcript has a single exon. The record is from RefSeq and is a predicted model, not a curated record. NCBI's taxonomy places the organism in Eukaryota, Fungi, Ascomycota, Eurotiomycetes, Eurotiales, Aspergillaceae. Bases 1 to 1509 code for a protein of 502 amino acids.
AUGAAGACUUUCAAGCCCAUUUUUCUAUGUGAGGUGAAAGAGGCAGCGGAAACGCAACAAGUCGCAAGUGUAACGAAUGCCAAGGAUGAUAUCGAGAUCGUCGUGGCUUCGGAAAAGUUCUCGGCAUACAGGGUUGAUGCAAGUUCGCGUCUGGUGGACCGCUGGCUCGAUGCUGUGGUGAGAUUCGCCGGUUCAGCUCCUGUGUUCCUGUUUAUCCUGGGUGGCCUCUUGGCCUGGGCUUUGAUGGGCAUUCGCUUCGGCAACUCGGAUGUCUGGGUGGCUGCCAUUUCUGACGUCCAGGCGAUCCUGUGUUAUGUCUUCGAUUCUCUGCUGAUGCGCCAGCUACUCCGCGAAUUCACUGAACAGCGCAAAGCCAUGGUCAAACUCCAGUCGCGUUGCAACAGUCACUAUCGCAUGCUUCUCAAAGUCAAGAAUAAACUGGGCGCAGAAGGGAUUCACCAAGUUUCGGAAAAGUGCCAAAACGAGCCAUUGCAACCACUGGAUCAUGGCUCCCGCGCCCAGACCCUAUUCGCCCGUUGCAUCAUCUACACCGCCAAGAGGCUCGGUCACAUCAUCACCGUCGGCAUGUAUUGGGUGUGCAUAUUUAUCUGGGUUGGCUUUGGUCCCACGUGCGGCUGGUCGGACCGUUGGCAGCUGUACAUUAACGACGCAACUUCGGCUCUGAUGGUUCUAGUUUUUGCCUUCCUCGCGUGCUUGCGUGAAUGCUAUGCCGACUAUACCAAUAUUUGUUUGGAUGCGAUCUUCCGCCUGGACUCCACCCUCGAAAGUGGACUCCGUCGGCUUAGCGAGGACGACGAACCCAAUAUCACCAUGCUCGAUAUUCCGCCUAGGGAGAACUACCUGCAGAAGGUGAUCUACUACUACGCCGAUAUUGUUGGCACGCUCGUUGGAAUUUUAUUCCUGAUUGCAGUGAUCAUCACCUGGGCAGCCGUCGGACCUGUCUUCCAGUUCAGCAACUCUUGGUGGCUACUCAUUGGCACCUAUGCCGGGCUGGUUGGUCUCUUCGACAGUUUCGUUCUCCGUAAUGUUCAAAACAAGGUUCAUCAGAACACUAAGAAUCAAGUCCGCCAUGUAGAAGCUCUCGACAAGGAACUGUUCGCUGGAUUGUCCGUGCCCAUCCCUGUUGUGGAUGAUCGGAAGGUUCUCUCUGUGACUCGUCGGAUCUCCCGCAAGAUGGAUGCCAUCAGCUCUCAUCUUCUCAUGGUCGUCGCUGGUUUCUUGCUGACUAUCGGCUGUGUGAUUGCAUCAAGCGCCUUGCGCUGGAGUCUGACCGGACAGCUGAUCUCGAACGUGCCCCCUAGUAUUAUUGAGACUUUCUUCAUGUUGAUCCUGAUCACGGGACAGAAUGACGCCGAAGCCGGUGCCCGCGUGGACUUGGCAAAUAUCUACUACCGUCGCCAACGGCUUCUGGCGUUCGUGAAGCACGCCAGCAGCUACUGCCUGAAUCAAGAGGAAGUGGAAGUUGAGACUGCCUCUGAUGCCCGAUAG